CGAUAGAAAGACUUGUGUCAACGAUAGGGGAAUGGCCGGUUUAUCGAUUACGAGUUUCAAAGUCCGUCUCGUGUAUGAACCUUUGUGUUUAGAGGCAAAAUGAAUUUUGCGAAAUCUUGGAGCGAAUUUAAAGAAAUACUUCGCAGACACGAAGUAGAAACUGUAACAAAAUAUGUUUACUACUAUGGAAAGUCAUUCGAUAAAGAGAUUGAACUAACUCCAGAUUUACGAUUAAACUGGUUAGAUGAUAUUCCCUAUUUCCACUUUGGGCGAAAAACCUAUGUUUGCCAUCAAGGAAAAGAUCUGAAUAAACGUCAAAAGGAAAAUUAUGCUAAAGAAAAAAAUGAAAAGUGUCAAACUGAUCAUGCUUUUGGUAAAGCAUAUUCCAAGAACCAGACAACUAAAAAAGUUAAUUGUCCAGCUGUAAUUAAUGUUACCCGAAUGUACAGGAUGCCUCAGUUCAAGGUAGUGCCAACCCGAAAAAGAAAGAUUAUGAUAUCUCGGAAAAUUAAGGAAAAACUAGCCAAUAAAGAUAGUAUUGCUGGUGAAGAAGUUUUCAUGUUUAAUUUACCUAAUAGCCAAGAUCAUCAAAAUCAUCUAAUGGGUAACAUGGCUGCAGUAAUAGAACCUAUAGAUGCUAGAGUGCGGCAUUUCAUAGCUUCUAAAGUUAAGAAUGGAAAAUGCAAUGCCACUGUAAUUGCAGAGCUAUUAGAAGUAUACGUUUCAACUGAAUUGGGAGAAACUGAUAAAACGCGCAGACGACCAGAAAAAAUAAGAAAUAAUAUUAUUAUAAAAAUACUGUUACUGUACUUAAGUGUAUAA
This is a messenger RNA of Stegodyphus dumicola, 822 nucleotides long. RefSeq lists its product as uncharacterized. The record is from RefSeq and is a predicted model, not a curated record. NCBI's taxonomy places the organism in Eukaryota, Metazoa, Arthropoda, Arachnida, Araneae, Eresidae.